AUGCACUCCAAUGGCAAAUCGAUAUCGCUAUCGUUAAUCACAACGACAUCGACAUCGCUAUCGACAUCGACAUCGACAUCAAAAUUACAGGGGGAAGCAACGACAAAUGGCCACUACCUAGAGGAUUCGGCUGGAAGUUCAAGCGAAGAGGCGCCUCUCUCAGUGGGCGAUCCCCGGGACGAGGAGGAACUGGACCUGAACGAGGACGAGGAGGAGGAGGAGGAGGAGGAACCGGAUCACUCCAGCGAGGAUCGUCUUCAGCCGAAUCUGGCUACCACAGCAUUGGGUCCACGGCCACUGGCCAAACCUUUGACUACUACCAUGCUGUUGCCCACCACAGCCAUAACGGACUUGUCCUCGACUCCUCCCAGCCAGAGUCGCGUGCGAUCUCAAGUAGUUGUAGUGCCACCGCCAGUGGCCUCAUCCUGCGAGUAUCUACUCGAACAGCGACCAUCGAUCGCAGCAACGACAUCCUCCACAUCGUCGAUAACCAAUCACGCAACGAUGAUGGCCGCGACAACCACGACGAUGACGACGACGACAACGACGACGACGAUAAUGACGAUGACAACGACGAAGAUGAUGAUGACGACGACGACGACGAUGACGAUGACGAGUACGGCGAUGCCAACUAUGCCAGCCAACAGCUGCCAACAGCGGGCACCAGUGACGACGGCGAGUCGAGCUCCCUCAUCGAUUACUACAACAACCAGCAGCGGGAGCGACACUAUCAGCAGCGCCGUCAAAGCCAUCGUCAAGCCACCGAGAUUUAUACCACCACCGCCGCCGCCUCGUCGUCUGCUCCUCACGCAGACAAAUCUAAGCGCUGCGGCGGGCAAAGCGCCGCCACCUCAAAGAAAAUCUGGCGCUACUGCUGACAGUGGCUGCUUGGCGGCUGUCGCCGACGCCGCCAGCGCUUUGCCCACAAUCGGUAUCGGGUCAAGGACAACGCCUGCGAGUACCAGAACCUCUGCGGCGUCGUCGACAUCCGGCCCAAAACGGGCAUCGUCAACGAUAAUCGAGACCUGCCUGCUGGGUGCCGCAGCGCCGGGCGGCUCAGUCACUUCAUCAGCAACAGUCUCGAGGAUGGCAAAGCCGAGUCGAUCGAUCCAGAGCAGCCCAGCUGCAGUGCAGCCGCCAUUACCGGCACGGGAACGGGAACGGGAACGAGUGCGGGAGGAGGACAACGCGGCGGGAGCCGGACAACGAACGGCGGCCGUUGCCCCAGUGCCGCACGUUGGUUGCGGCUUAAGUCCAAGGCUCGAAAUGCGUUUGGCACUCAACCACGACAUACUCGGGGACGAGGACUUGAUCUGCUACGAGCCUGGUCCCGAUCUAACAACUAUUCUGGGGCACGACCUCUCCACAUUUCAUCGACUGACGGGUCGCGAUUUAUUGAGUCGUUCAGCCACGAAUCGGGUGCAGCCAAAAGAGGCUGUCAUAUCGUACUCUCAACAACGCAACUCCAAGAUGGACACACCGACGGUGAAUCGGCGUCCACGUCCCGCGGUCUCCGGUGUCGUGGCGGCAUCGGGCUCGGGCUCGGCGCCGAGGAGUCGCAGCAGCAGCAGCCACGGAAGUCCACGCGCCGUUGGUUCAGCUCGUGCCGUCGGCGAUCGACAACGCCCGCAUCCAAAUCCAAAUACAUGGAGCAGUUCUGCAUCUGCGGCUCGAGCCGUCGGCGGGAGCGCAAACGUCGACGGCAACAGCACAAAUUGCAGCAGCAACAGCGGCGCGAGCAAAUUAGGCGAUCUGGAAAUCUUAGCGAGACGCGAGAAGAUAUAUUGCAUGUCUCAAUUGAGGAGUGGCUAUCAAGUCAGGGCGACAUCCGAGACAACAACGAAAUUGAGCGCGACAACAGACACAACCACAAUGACAGCAACGACAUCGACAUCGAGGUCGACAACGACGACGACGACGACUACGAUGACAACGAGACGCGACUGUUCCUUGCCAACGAGCCGAGCAGCAGCAGCAGCCUCUCUGACGAGGACGAUGAGUACUACUUCGAUGGACGCAGUGGAAGCCACAACAACAACGACUGAACCAUGCCUCGAAACCGAAGCGGGCAAAUCAAACCGUCUCAUUAACUUUAUCAAGCGCCGCAACUCUGAGAUAACCGCCAGCGGCAGCAGCAGCAGCAAUCCCAACAACAACUCUGAUAGCACAUACAACGAGCAGCAGCAGUUGAUGUUGCAACUACAUCCGAGCCAUAGCCAGAGCAGUCAGCUUCUGAGACAGUCACCGGAUGCCGCGGACAUGGCACAAAUGUCACCGCGCAAGGAUAACGACAAGCCCUCGCUCAAUCGCCGGUUGUGGAAGCAAAUCACUAAACGAAGACGCACCAAUUCCGUAUCCCAAAUUGUCGCCGGCUAAGACGUCCUGCGUUCCAGCACUUUCGCUCUUGCUUCAGCACUCGCAGUAGCACAUCCUCUAUCCGCUAUAUUUGUCUACGAUAUCACUUCAAUUUUCGCAUCCCGAGAUGCACUCGAUUAUAGAUGCAUGUUGAAUGUUCACACGUGUGAUAUUUGCCAGCCUAAUGCUUUCAUUAUUGUAUUGUGGUGUGUGGCAUUUAGUUAAGCCUGAGUUUAGUUAGAUGAAAGCUCUAGGGUCGUUUACACUGGCGUUCAUGCUGUAUAAAUUUGCAUUAAUAAUAUAUUUACUGAAUUGACAAGAUAAAUGUGCCUGAUUCAUGCUGAACUGCAGAGCUGGAAAGAGCAUCAAAUAUUAUGUAGUAGUAAUCUGCGUUUAGAACUUCGAUCAAUUAAUAAUUGUAGUGACAUUUACCAUUGUUUCCACUGCACAGCAGUGAGCAGUAUUUUCUUUUGCAAAAGGAUUUACAAUGUGUUUACACUAUGGAAAUGUUAAUGUGUUUACACUAUAAUACAGUACUAAGUUGCAAUGUGCUUACACUACUAAUGCUACGUGUAAACGGCCUUUAUAUUAAUUAAGUUGGUGUCUAGACAUUUAAAUUGAGCAAAGUUAUGUCAAAACUAAGGCUAUACAAUUUACAACAACAACAAAAAUGGUAAUGAAAAACCAAAUGAAAACAAUGUCAAACUUAUGCUAAGUUUUUUGAUACUUAUGAACUUUGUAGCUAGUGAAACCCUUAAAUGAAUGAUGACGUAUGAUGUUAACGUAAUGAUGAUGAUGAUGAUGAUGGUGAUGAUGAUAAACUUUAUGAUGUUGAUGAAUAUGACGAUGCUACGUCCAAUUGCGUCCAAGUCCUAGGUGACUCCUGCCAAUCAGCUAAGGGGCAACAAGCAAGCAAGCAAUCUCACUCGUACUCGUACUCGUACAAUAGCCAGCCCAAGCGCGAAGCCAAAAACUAGACUCAAAACCUAGGAAACUUUUUAAUGAAAAAUCAGCCAAAAUAAACUGAAAGGAACAACGAAUGAGGAGCAGCCAGACUAAAGUGAAUACUUUGAGUUCUGUUACUGAACACAGACACACAAUAUCUAGAGGAAUUACAACAACUGGGGGCGGGAUAUAGUAGAGCACACACAUACACAGCCAAAAAGAAGAAGGGAGAGGUGUAAAGCAUAUGAAAUAUGUUUAGAAUAUUUUUUAGAGAGAAGCUAAAAACACACACAUACAUACAAUAAAUACGAGUAAAAUGAUAUCGCAUUGGUAGCAAAGUCAAAUUAGUUUUGGGUUCACACUGGAUUAGCCAGUGUGAAUGGGGCUUUUGAAUUUGAUUAUUUUCAAUUAACAAUGAAAUUGCCUUACAUUUAAAAUUAACACUAACAUUUAACACACAAAAAAAAAAAAAAAGAAAAACAAAUUUAACAUGAACUAUUUAUUGUAUUUGUAGCUUAAAACAAAACAAAAACGUCGUCUUUAUACAAUGUAUGGUAUUUUGCAAUUGUCAUUUGUCCACUACAAAACAAAGAAUCUAAUUAUAAUACAUAUUUAAAAAACAAAUUAAGAGAAAGGUAAAGCAAAACAAAAAAAAAACAGAGUAUUCGUAGUUGCAGAAUCGAUCAAAAUACAGCAAACAAGUUUUAAGAAUUCGAAUUUUUUGUCUUUAGUCUUUAAAAAUGGAUCUUAUAUCACAGCUAUACAGAUGCAGAUACAGAUACAGUAUCUGUCGGAUUAAGAUGAUAAUAUUUGUAGCAAUUUGCGAUAUGUGUACGAGUAUUGUAUGUGCAUUUUGUAGUUUAUUUCACAUUGAAAUUGUUGAAAGCUAACAAAUUAUACGAUAUAAAUAACAAAAGUGAAUAAACAGACAGCUAACAGGCAGACAGACGGACGGACGGACGGAUGGACAGACAACGAUCAAGUACAUUUAUCAGCUUUAAUAGAAAUUCUAAUAAAACUUACAUAUGUAGCUAUAUAAUUGAUACACACUCACAUACAAAUAAAAAAAAACACAUAUAUAUAUAUAUAGUAUAUACUUUGAAUAGCAUGUACAA
Molecule: messenger RNA, 4415 nt
Organism: Drosophila sulfurigaster albostrigata
Lineage: Eukaryota; Metazoa; Arthropoda; Insecta; Diptera; Drosophilidae
Exons: 6
Coding region: 1-2376 (791 amino acids)
Biological process (GO): signal transduction
Cellular component (GO): plasma membrane; nucleus
Source: RefSeq, a predicted model, not a curated record